Messenger RNA from Aphidius gifuensis, 8372 nucleotides. It is a transcript of the gene sick, whose product is annotated as protein sickie-like. NCBI's taxonomy places the organism in Eukaryota, Metazoa, Arthropoda, Insecta, Hymenoptera, Braconidae. Bases 744 to 7958 code for a protein of 2404 amino acids. Gene Ontology annotation, biological process: neurogenesis; nervous system development. The record is from RefSeq and is a predicted model, not a curated record. Gene Ontology annotation, molecular function: protein binding; ATP hydrolysis activity. The transcript has 20 exons.
AUACAUUCAGUUACGUCCGGCUCGUCGAGGCGUCAAGACGUUUACAAAAAAAUUUUUUUUUUUUAAUUUCUAAAUGUACAAGUACUUAGUCAUUUUUAUUAUUUAUUUUUCAACAUCAAAAAUUCAUACUCUGCACAUUUUAUUCAUGCAAAAUAAUCACAAAGACUUUUGUGCAAGUUUGCAGAAAAAUAAAAGUUUCCCAUGAUAAUUUGGUGGAAUUUUUUUGCUUUUAAAUUCUUUUGUAAAUUGAUAUUUUUUUUUUUUUGUCUUGAGAAGAGAAAAUUAUAUUUGAUAAUGAUUGUGCGACGAAUUUAUUUAUCUCAUGGUAUCAAUUGGAUAAAUAUGAUGACAAUCAUUGUCUCUAGUGAUGGAAUAAAGUGUUUGUUAUUUGUCAACAUGUUGAUGAAAUCAUUUUAAUUGAAUAAUUGUGUCUAUUGGUUUUGAAAAUUUUUUUUUCGAGUGCAGGGUCAAGUGAUAUAUACACACACGCACAAAUCUUAUUUAAUCGAUGGCCUUUUUUAUCUGUCAUCUUGUCAUUGUCAAUUCAAAUUUGUUAUUGUGAUUUUUUUUUUAUUAUUCCUUUAAUUAAUCGAUCUCCCCUUUUUUUUGAUAGCGCUGUUGGUUUUUUUUUUUUUUUUUUCGUGGAAAAAAGUGUUGGUUGAUUCGAAAUUUAUUAAGUGGAAAAUAUAAAUUAUAUUUAUUGUUGAAAGUUUUGAUCUCGGUGAUCUUUGGAUUAAUCAAAGAUGGCGUGUAUCAGAGCACCAAGAUCUGUUCGCAGUUCUUGCGAUGAUAUUAAAGCUGAUUCAACAAGAAAUACCGUUCAGAUAUACACUGACUGGGCAAAUCACUACCUUGAACGUGGUGGAUGCAAAAAAAGGGUCACUGACCUUCAGGCUGAUCUUUGUGACGGUGUUUUACUUGCUGAUCUCGUUGAGGCAGUCACAAAUCAAAAGGUGAUAGACGUCAACCGGAAGCCAAAAAGUGCCCAACAAAUGGUUGAAAACGUGAGCUUGUGCGUAGGUGCAUUACGAGCCUUGGGAGCAGACGUUGGUGCUGUAAAUCCUGGUGAAUUAUCAACUGGUACAUCCCUCCGGCCUGUUCUAGCACUUCUUUUUGCUCUUUCGCGGCAUAAACAACGAGCAAAACAACUCCAAGACAUGCCAAAACUACCAUCACCCUACAACAAACAAAAUGCCGUUGGCAUUGUUGGGGGAGGCAUUCCUCUUCCUGCCACCGUUGCAGCCACCAGAAGAUGCCCCCCGGACAAGGUCAGGCCUGCCCCAUCUCCAGCACAUCAAACACAACUUGGAGGUUUUAAAAACGGUAAUGGUGCUAUUGGAAGUGCAAGUAGUUCAAGAAGUACAAGUCCAAGUCAACAACAACCACCACAAAGUGGUUUAUCAUUUAUUCCACAACCAAGAAAUCAAAGUACAACAAAUCGUCAGCCAACAGCAACAACACCAAGCCCAAGAGCAUCGACAGUUGGUCGUCCAAGUGGUGGUUUACGUGUUCCACAACAAUCACCAUAUUCAUCAUCAUCACCAACAACACAACAACCACCACAACAACAACAACAACAACAAAAUAAAAAUUCUGUAUUGGAUAAAUUUAAAUUAUUCAAUAAUAAUAAAGAUAAAAAUCAAGAACGUGGUAAAGCAUCAUCUGGUGUAUCAAAACGUACAUCAAGUUCAUCCGGGUUUUCAUCAGCAAGAUCAGAACAUUCAGAUAGUUCAACAUCAUUAUGUGAACAAGGAAAAUUAACAACAAUUGAAACACCUAAAACACGUGUAUUAAAAACAAAAUUACAAACUAAAACAACAAAACAAUCAAGUCCAAAAACUGGUAGAAAAGAACAAACAAAAUCACAAAGUAAAAUUGCUAGAACAAAAUUAACAAAUGAUAAAUUAUCAUAUUCAUCAACAAUUGAUGAUAGUAAAACAAUUAAUAAAAUAACAAAUAAUAUUGUUGUUAAUAAUACAACAAAAUUACAAGUUGAUAAAAAAACAAUUAACAACAAUGAUACAAUAAAACAACAACAACAAACAUGUCAAUUACAAAAAUAUAAUUCAUCAAUUGUACAACCAGGUCAUCAUCAACAGCAACAACAACAACAACAACAAAAAGAUUUAAAAUUAUCAACGAGUAUUAAGACUGAACAAAAAACAAUACAAAGACCAAAAAUGGACUUACCAAGUAAAUUAAAUGAUACUAAAAUACAAAAUUUAAAAUUACCAAUAAAUGGUAUUAAUAAAGAUAUAAAAAAUAUAAUUCCAAAUGGUUUUAUUAAAAAUCAUAAUAAUGAUUGUCAAAUUGUUGUUGAUAAUAUUGAUAAAAAAAUAUGUAUUAAUGAGAUAAAUAAUAUUGAUGAUAAUAAUGUUGAAUUAACUGUAAAUCAUGAGACUGAUAUGACUAGUAAUAUUAAAAAUCCAGAAAAUGAUAAUGAUCAUGUAAAUUUAAUUGAUAAAAUUGAUGAUAAACAUAUUAAUAUGGAUGAUAAAAAUACUAUUGAAGAUAUACAAAUUACAAAUGAUUAUAAUGAAUCAAUUAUCAAUGAUAAUAAUCAUAUUAAUGACAAAGAAUUAUCAUCACCAAUUCAAGAUGAUUUAAAAAGUCCACAAAAACAACAACAGCAACAAUCUUGUGGUGUUAAUAAUUCUUGUCCAUUACCAGGACCAAAUGGUAGUGGACAAACAGCACCAGGAUUGAGUCCAGGUUCAAGCAUUCCAAAACCAAUGGCACUUGUUAAAGGAACAACAAAACCAACAAAAGAUAUUAAUCAUAUACAAAAUUCAGCAAAAUUAAAAAUUGAUAGUUUACAUCGUAAACUUGAUCCAAAUACUGUUGCAAUGGUAUCACCAAUGCCAAGUAUAUCUGAUCUUAUGUCAGAAAGUUCACAUAGUAAUUCAAAUAGUACUGGACAAAGUAAUUCAAGUGAUAGUAGUGUUAUUUAUAGACCAAGUAGUGAAAGUGGUAGUGAAAUUAAAACCAUUCCAAAUAGAAAAAUUGAUACGACUUUUGAACAAAUGGAAAAGGUUUUAUCAGAGUCAAAUUGUGGUGGUAAUGUUGUUGAAGAUGAUGCAGAAAUGGAUGUUAAACCAAUGCUUCCAAUUUUACCUGGUUAUACACUUGGUGCACGUGGACUUCAAACACUACCUACACGUACAAACACAAGACAAUAUACAAUACUUCAUUCUUCAUCACAUCAUCAUGUUGCCCAAGAUUAUACAGACAUUGACAUUGCAUCUGGUUAUUUGAGUGACGGUGAAAUUUUACGUGGUGGUAUUAAUGUUGGUAAUCGUGCAAUGUCUGAUCUUUGUGAUGGUUACAUGUCUGAGGGUGGUGCUUCAUUAUACGCAAAACGUCUCAAUCCAUCUUACAGCCAUGACCAAGAAAGAUAUGUUGGUGGUUCAAGGCGUGAAUUAGUAGGUGUUAAAGAAUUAGUUAAUACAAGAAGAGUACAAAAAAAUAAUAGACAUCCUUCAUCAAAUGUCAGAGAUGGUAGUACAACUGGUUGUACUGGUGGAUUACUAGGUGGUUGCAGUGGUGGCAGUGACGCACUGGCGGAAUUAACAAUUGAAGACCUGGCUGCCAUUCCUACUGGCAAUCACAGUGUUUCACAUCAUACUGGUCAUCCUUCUCAUCACAAGAGAGUUCCGGGUAGUGGAAAUGGACUUACGGGGGGUGGUGUUGUAAGUGGAACAGCCACCCCCCAAUCAAACCAACAAGCCAACAACCCUGUAUAUCGAGUUGUUAGCUCAAGACAUCCUGGUCAUCAUAGUCACGUUAAAAAAUCUGAUAGUUCACAACAAACUGAUAAUUCAGUAUUUAAAAAUCAUCAACAACAACAACAACAACAACAACAACAACAACAUCAUCAACAGCAACAACAACAACAGCAGCAGCAGCAACAGCAACAACAAAAUAAUUGUUCACCAAACAAUACAAAUUCAAACAGUCAACAAUGGAAAAAAUAUAUAGAAGCUGGAGCAGCAAGAGAACGAGACAAAGAAAUAAUACCAUCAAGUCCUAGUCCAUCAAGACGAUCUCAGGAGAAACACAGAAAACAAGCAAUGGCAGAGUAUACAAAUGGUGAUAAUAAACAACAAAAAGUAUCAUCAAGUACAUCAACAAGCAGCAGUAGUAGUAAUAAAGUCAGAGGUGUACCACAAAGUUUUGGAUAUGUCAAGAGACACAGUGCUGGAACAAGUACAAGUCCAAAUGGUGUACAAAAUGGUAAUAAAGAUCCAACAAGAACAGCACAAGUUAGUGCUGUACCACGUACAAAGGUCAAAGUGUCAGGUGGUACACAAACAUGUACAACUGAAUUACAAGCAAAUUCAUCAGCUACAAAUCAGGGUCAUCAUUAUAAAAGUUACAGUUUAACUGGUCCAAGUGCAAGUCAAUUAUCACAAUCAGUUAGAGAUCGUUUGAUGCUUGGUUCUCAAAGUUUACCAAAACCUGGCAGUCCUGAAUUUACAGCAUUAUUUGCUGCUGCACAUCAUCGUGAACGUGCUAAUGGUGGAGGUGGUAAUAAUAGUGGUGCUAGUUGUGGUAAUAAUAGUAAUUCUGGUGGAUCAGCAACUUCAAAUUUUUCACCUCGUGUAUUAAAACCAUCAGAUGGUAGUUUAAGUGAUACUUGCAGUACAUAUGCUGCACCAGAUAUGCAAGGUUAUUAUGCACCAAAUAGUCCAUACACAACAUCAUGGAUGAGACACAGUAAUACAUAUACACCAAGUGGAAGAUCACAAGGUAUGGGACUGUGUGAGGCGGACAGUGUUGAAUCUUUGGGUUCUCAUCGAGCAAGUUUGACCCACGCUCGUCUCUUGAUGCAUCAACGGGAUUCAACCGGAUCACCAGCACCGCCCAGACUCAACAGAAGCAAUUCAAUCAGCCAUCUAAGAGACAGGACAUUUCCAAGAUCAACAAAGAGUGAAAAAAUGUAUCCAUCAAUGUUGGCAAGAGGUAGUGGUACAUCGUCAUCAGUUGGUGAAGAAGUUGGUAUUGGUAUUGGAGUUGGUGGUGAACCUUAUUACAGUGUUCCAGUUGGUACUAUUGGUUGUCCUGGUCAACACUGGUCACAGCCAACAUCACCAACACCAACUCAUCCAUCAAGACAACCACCAAAUCUUUAUCAACAUGUACACAAAGACGAUGACAUUCAUGGUUCUUCAGUAUCCCUAGUCUCCACAGCAAGCAGUCUUUACAGUUCUGCUGAAGAAAAACAAGCUCAUGAAUUGAGAAAGCUGAGACGUGAGCUACUUGACGCCCAGGAAAAAGUACAUUCCUUGACAAGUCAACUAUCAACAAAUGCCCACGUUGUAUCGGCAUUUGAACAAUCCUUGCAAAACAUGACCCAGAGACUUCAGCAACUAACAGCAACAGCCGAGAAGAAGGAUUCUGAACUUCAAGAACUUCGUGAUACAAUUGAAAGAUUAAGAAAACAAAGUGCUGAAGCAAGUUUAAAUAAUUCAACAUCACCAAAUGGUAGAAGACAUACACUUGGUGAAUCAGAUAAUAAUACAACAAAUGCUGGUACAAAUUAUAAUAAUCAUCAAGACACAACAAUAGCACGUCAAUUAUCAGCUGAUUCAGUAACAUCAUUAAAUUCAUUAAGCAGUGCAUGUUCAAUAAGUAGUCAUAAUAAAAAAAAAGGAUGGUUAAGAAGUUCAUUUUCAAAAGCAUUCUCCAGGUCACGCAAGAAUAGACAUGGUUCAGUAUCAGAUGCUGAUGAUUGUAAAGAUAUUAGUAUUAUUGGAUGUGGUGAAUUAAGUGUACCAAAUAGUCCAAGACUUCCGACAUCUGUCAAGCAUGAAAAUUCACAUAAUAAUCAUCAUGAUAAAAUUAAUAAUGGUGAAAAAUCACCAGAUUAUAUUGAUAAUGAAUUAACUGAUAAUAAUAGUACAACAGGAUUAUUUAAAAAAGAUGAAGAUGUUGAUGAAUUAAAAAAACAGCUAAGAGAAAAAGAUCUUAUGAUGACAGACAUUAGACUUGAGGCAUUGUCAUCAGCUCAUCAAUUAGUAUCACUCAAAGAUCACAUCAACAAAAUGCGGAAUGAAAUGCUGAAUUUAAAACAGGACAAUGAAAGAUUACAACGAUUAGUAACAUCAAAAUCAUUGACAUCAUCACAAUCAUCAUUACCAAGUGAUCCUGAUCGUCGUUUUAGCAUGACUGAAGUAUCAUCAUCAAAUGUCGUAGCAGGUUUAACAAAUGGUGAUACACAUACAACAACAAUUGAUCAAUUGGAUGAUUUACAAAUAACACAAUCAAAUAGCUCACAAAUAAUAAAUAAUAAUAUUAAUAAUACAACAACAACAACAACAACAACAUCAACAACAAAUGAACCAAAUGUAGAACAAGAAACAGAUGGUAAACGUAUUAAUAUUGCAAUAUAUAUUGGUAGUGAAAAUAAUUUUAAUUUUAAUUUAAUAUCAAGUAAUAAUGAUGGUGUUAUUGGUGAACCACCAAAUUCAAUAAUAUCAAAUGUUUGUAUAUCAAAUAAAACAACAUGGGAUUCACUUGAUUCAACAGUUAAAAGACAUUUUAAAGAUUAUAUUAAUCGUGUUGAUCCAAUAACAAAUUUAGGUCUUGGUAUUGAUUGUUUAUCAGCAUAUCAUAUUGGUGAAGCAUCAAGAUAUACAAAUGAUACACAAUAUCCAGAAUUAUUACCAUGUGGUUAUUUAGUUGGACAUGUUAAAACAAUAUAUAUUGUAUUAUCUGGUUAUUCAUGGCUUGCUAUUGAUACAUUAAUACCACGUUCAAUUGUACAACGUCUUGUAUCACAAUUAUCAGAACAUCGACGUUUAAUAUUAUGUGGACCAAGUGGUGCUGGUAAAAGUUAUCUUGCUGGUAAACUUGCUAAUGCAUUUGUUGAUUUUGAUAAUAAUGAUUGUAAAGAUAUAUCAUCUGUUGCAACAUUUAAUGUUGAUCAUAAUACAAGUAAAGAAUUACGUCAAUAUUUAGUACAUAUUGCUGAACGUUGUGCAUCAAAUGCUGGUGAUGAAUUACCCAGAGUUAUUAUACUUGAAAAUUUACAACAUGCAACAUCAUUGGGUGAAUUAUUUAGUGGUUUACCUGGUACAAAUUGUUUACCUGGUACACGUAAUACAUUAUCAUCAUGUCCAGCAAUUAUUGGUACAAUGAGUCAAGCAACAUGUAAUACAACAAAUUUACAAUUACAUCAUAAUUUUAGAUGGGUAUUAUUUGCAAAUAAUAUGGAACCAGUUAAAGGUUUUUUGGGUAGAUAUUUGAGAAGAAAAUUAUUAGAACAUGAAUUAAAAGAUACAAAUAAUUUUAUUGGUGGUAAUGGUAUUAAAAAUUCAGAAAUGGCUGCUGUUGUUGAAUGGCUACCACGUGUAUGGUUACAUUUAAAUAAAUUUUUAGAAGGACACAGUAGUACUGAUGUUACAAUUGGACCAAGAUUAUUUUUAUCAUGUCCAAUGGAAAUAUCUGGUUCACAAGUAUGGUUUACUGAUUUAUGGAAUUAUUCAGUUAUACCAUAUUUAGUUGAAACAGUUAGAGAAGGUUUAGCACUUUAUGGAAGAAGACAAACUACCAAUGGUAAUAACAAUAAUAAUAAUAAUAACAAUGAUUGUACUUGGGAAGAUCCAACACAAUUUAUUGUUACAACUUAUCCAUGGAUAUCAUCACAUGCUGUUCAUGGUGGUAGUGAUGCACUUUUAAGAUUAAGACCAGAUGAUGUUGGAUAUGAUGAUGUUGGAUCAGGACAUAAUUCUGGUGUUGGUGCAUCAAGUGUUAAGAGUCUUGGUAGUACUCACAGUGACACUGAAGGUGAUCCUUUGUUAAAUAUGUUAAUGAGACUACAGGAAGCAGCCAAUUACUCAAAUCCACAUGGAAAUGACAGUGAUUCAGUAACAUCUCUUGAUUCAUCUCAUACAAGACACUCGGAAGAAUUAAAUACUUCAACUUCCUCAUCUAGAGGAGUUGAAUCUGCACUUUAAAUUCAUUUGUCACUUAUUUUAACAAGCAUGCCAUUUGUAAAGCAAAAAAACAAAACGAUAUAAUUUUAUUUUUAUUUAUAUAAUUAUUUAUUAGAAAAAAAAAAAAAAAAAAAAAAAACAAAUUGACGAGAACAAACAAAAUAAUAAAUAUUAAAAUUUAUAAAACUGCCUAAUUUUUUAAACAACAAUAUAAAUAAAUUAUUCAAAUUGUCUACGAAAAUAUUGUUCAACAGGUUCUAAUAAUUAAUAUAAAUAUAUUUCAAUGUAUAAUGGCGAUAAUUAAAUGUUUCGAAUUAAGUAACUUUCUAUAAAAUGUCAUUGAAAACAAACGGCGUAAGUAAUAAAUCAAGCACAUUAUUAUUUUGCAUAUAAAAAAAAAAAAAGGAGAAUUGUAUUUUUAAAAAAUAUACAUUU